Striga hermonthica is the source of this 1665-nucleotide messenger RNA. The record is from the annotation of a GenBank genome assembly. NCBI's taxonomy places the organism in Eukaryota, Viridiplantae, Streptophyta, Magnoliopsida, Lamiales, Orobanchaceae.
AUGGAGAAUGAGUUUGAUUCAAAGCUAAGGAUAGGGAGCAACAGUUCAUCACCAAAUAGCGACAGUAAUGGCGCUUCUAAUCCUCAGAGAUCUAAGAGCUUUGCAUUUCGAGCACCCCAGGAGAAUUUCAGCAUCCAAGAUUUUGAAUUGGGCAACAUUUAUGGCGUCGGUUCGUAUUCAAAGGUUGUCAGAGCAAAGAAGAAAGACACGGGGAUUGUCUAUGCUAUGAAGAUUAUGGAUAAGAAAUUUAUUACGAAGGAAAAUAAAACUGCUUAUGUCAAAUUGGAGCGCAUAGUAUUAGAUCAGUUAGAUCAUCCUGGUGUAGUGCGUUUGUUCUUUACAUUUCAAGAUACUUUCUCACUCUACAUGGCGCUCGAGUCUUGUGAAGGUGGGGAACUUUUUGAUCAAAUAACCCGGAAAGGCCGUUUUUCUGAGGAUGAAGCUCGUUUCUAUGCAGCUGAAAUUGUGGAUGCUCUUGAAUACAUACACAGCAUGGGCUUGAUACAUCGAGAUAUUAAGCCCGAAAACCUAUUGCUUAGCGAGGAUGGACAUAUCAAGAUUGCCGAUUUUGGCAGCGUAAAGCCUAUGAAAGAUAGCCAGAUAACACUCCUUCCAAAUGCGGCAUCAGAUGAUAAGGCAUGUACCUUUGUGGGAACAGCAGCUUAUGUUCCUCCAGAAGUUUUAAAUUCCUCUCCCGCCACUUUUGGGAACGAUCUUUGGGCGCUUGGAUGCACAUUGUACCAAAUGCUUUCGGGUACAUCUCCAUUCAAGGAUGCUAGCGAAUGGCUUAUUUUCCAAAGAAUUAUUGCAAGAGAUAUUAGAUUUCCUAGUUACUUCUCAGCUGAAGCGCGGGAUUUAAUUGAUCAGUUAUUAGACAUUGAUCCUAGUAAGCGACCAGGUGUCGGACCCGAUGGCUAUGCUUCUCUCAAAGGCCACCCUUUUUUUAAAGAAAUUGAUUGGAAGAAUGUGAGGGCUGCAACCCCCCCUAAACUAGCUCUUGAUCCGAGAGCUCGGUCGACUUCAAGCGAAGAUCAAGAACCUUCUUGGAACCCGUCACAUGUUGGUGAUGGCUCGUUAAUAUUAAAUGAUGCAAAUGGUGGCUUUGCAUCACCUUCGGAAGUUGGUAGCAUCACUAGACUAGCGUCCAUUGAUUCAUUUGAUUCAAAAUGGAAAUUGUUUUUAGAGCCUGGUGAAUCCGUUAUUAUGAUCUCCAUGGUCAAGAAGCUGCAGAAACUAACGAAAAAGAAAGUGCAGCUUAUCCUCACAAAUAAGCCGAAGCUAUUUUAUGUUGACCCUACAAAGUUGGUGAUCAAAGGAAAUAUAAUAUGGUCGGACAAUCCUGAUGAUCUUAGCAUUGAAGUCACAAGCCCAUCAAAUUUCAAGAUUUGCACACCGAAGAAAGUUUUCACAUUUGUGGACGAUAAACAAAGAGCAAUGCAGUGGAAGAAAGCGAUUGAGGCCCUCCAAAACCGUCAAACAUGUUGUGGACAGAAGAAUGUGUUGGGGGAUUUGCAGAGAAGGAUGGAGUUGCGGAAUAAAUCAUGGGAGGUGUCGGCGGUGACAGGGCCGGCAGAGAUGGUGGUCGUGGCAGACGGUGGAUGUGUUUCGGAUGGGAACAAUUGUUGGGAAUCGGCACAUCAGGUCAGAGGGGAUGUCCGACGGUGA